Messenger RNA from Pyrenophora tritici-repentis Pt-1C-BFP, 327 nucleotides. The record is from RefSeq and is a predicted model, not a curated record. Lineage: Eukaryota; Fungi; Ascomycota; Dothideomycetes; Pleosporales; Pleosporaceae.
AUGCCCAAGGAUCUGCGCUUGUUCUACAAACUGGAUGGCUUUGUGCAGCUGCGUACUAAGAAGAUAGGCCUGCGCGACUUUCUCUUCACCCAAAGAGUGCCAGGUGUUACCAGCUCCCGCUGCCAGUGCGGGGAGAGACGACAGACUGUCGCCCACAUCCUGCUCCACUGCAGGAUGCUCAAGGACCUCCGGAACCAGGUAUUCGACAACCUCGAGGGACGACACAACCUCCGGGCCAUCCUAACCCACUACGUCUCCAUGCUUCUCGAGUCCACCGGCGCCGAUUUCUACAUCAAGCCGCAGCGAGCUCUAGUCUCAGCUCGUUAA